Molecule: messenger RNA, 7384 nt
Organism: Pangasianodon hypophthalmus (striped catfish)
Lineage: Eukaryota; Metazoa; Chordata; Actinopteri; Siluriformes; Pangasiidae
Product: immunoglobulin superfamily member 22
Exons: 23
Coding region: 324-4322 (1332 amino acids)
Molecular function (GO): protein binding
Source: RefSeq, a predicted model, not a curated record
UGAAGUAGUUGGAAGCUGUCCUGAAAUAUCAAGUCUGUGGCUGCCUGGGUGUAAUGGGUAAAGAUGUGAGAUGGGUCAGAGAAUGUCAAUUGUACACAUGGGGGAUGCUGUACAGGCCAGGGUCACACUCUCCUACACACAGCCUUAUUUGUGCAGUAGCUGCACUGACCUGAGCUGGAAGAAGUGCAGAAGCAAAAGCUUUGCCACACGAGGCAGAAGAAAUAGGAACAACAUUGUGCUUGUUUCAGCAUCCGUGAGACAAAACCACUGUGGCAACUUCUCCAAAACUGACAGAGCCCACAGCGAAACAGACAGAGCCCAGCAUGUCUACUGAGGUGAUCCAGUCCAGUGGGAGCAGAAAGCAGCAGAGCUCAGAGUUCCACAUGUCCUCCUCCAGCAGCUCUUAUUCCGUCAGUUCCACAGGUUUACGCAAGGUCACUCACACCUCCAAGGUGCUCGAGGAGCAGUCAGCAGUGCAGCGUAAGACUUCAGCUGUGAUGGAGUCAUUCAGUCAGGUGCAGAAGAGCUCUGAAAUCCCUCCCGGAGAGAGUAUUCCUGAGUUUGAGGAGAGACCUCGCCCUGUUACAGCUCAGGAAGAGGAUAAUGCUGUCUUCAAAGCAAAAGUGUCUGGCAACCCCAUUCCUAAUGUGACCUGGACCAGAGAAAGCGGCAAACAGCUGACGGAGGGCGCCAAGACUUUCUACGAUGACAUCAAUAAGCAGUAUGUGUUAAAGAUUAAAAACCUAACUCUGGAGGAUGCUGAUGUGUACAAGUGCAUCGCAUCUAAUGACCAUGGGGAUGCCAUUUACUCCAUCUCGCUCAUUGUUACUGAAAAUCCUGCACUGGACUUUAAGAAAAAGCUGAAGAAACGGAGUGUAGAGAAGCGAGAGAAGAAGCCUCCAACUGAAGAGGAGAUGCUGAAGAUUCUGGCUGGAGCUGAUAAGAAGGACUACGAGCGCAUCUGCGCUGAAUACGGCUUCACUGACUUCAGAGGCAUCCUCAAAAAACUCAAGGAGAUGAAGAAAAAUGUGGAUGUGGAAAUGGUUAAAGUACUGAAGCCACUGGAGGAUGUAACAGCGAAGAUAGACUCCAAUGUAGUUUUUGACACAAUUUUGGAGUUGAAAGAUCCAAAUACGAAGAUGCUUUGGUUUCAGGGCGACGAGUUGCUGCGAAUCCAGUACUCUCUUGGGAAGUAUGAAGUUAAACAGCUGGGUACUAAACACAUGCUGUGCAUCACCAGUGUGUGUAUGGCCGACUCUGGCACAUACACUCUAAAGGUUGGAGAAAAGAUCCUGUCUGCUAAGCUCACUGUCAUAGAUGAACCACUGAAGUUCCUCACAGAUCUGAAGCCUUUGCGAGUGAUGGAGAGACAGACCGCUGUGCUUGAGUUGCGGCUCUCGAAGAAGACUGACAGCCCUCUGGUAUGGCAGUUUAAAGGGAAGGAGCUAAAGCGAGAUGAGAAGUUUGAUGUGUGUGUGUCUGAUGAUGGCCUCACAUACACUUUAAAGAUCAAGGAUGUGCGUCCCAGUGAUACUGGUGACUAUGCCAUCAGUAUUGGAGAUUUGACCACUACAGCCUCUCUAUUUAUUGAACGAAUCCCCAUCAAGUUUGUGAGCCAUCUAAAGAAUGUACGUGUGAAGGAAAAGGGUAAGGCCAGGUUGGAGGCUGAGAUGAGCUCAAAGGAUGUUCACGUGAGGUGGUUAAAAGAUGGAAAAGACAUCACUAACAACCAACGAUACAUCUUCGUGAGGGAAGGCAAAAGAGCUGAGCUUAUCCUCGAAGACUGCGAGCUGUCAGACAGUGGAGAAUACACCAUAGUGUGCACACAGGAUAAUGACACCCAUGAGUAUGUCAGCUCCUCAAACCUCACAGUGGACGAGAGAUUUGCCACUGUGAAAAGUGGAAUGUCAGAUGUUCAGUGUCCCACGGGCUCAGCUGCAGAACUUUGUGUGGUUUUGGAUGAUGAGAAAGUAGAUGGUGUCUGGCUAAAAGAUGGAAAAGAGGUUACAGAUCUGAAUGGUCUGCAGGUGAUAAAGCAGGGGGCAGUUCACAAGCUGGUGUUCAUUAACGUAAAUGAUAAGCAUGGAGGCAAAUACUCUUUCAGUGCCAAAGGAGCUGAGAGUGAGGCAGUUCUCCGUAUAGCAGAUCCUCCUGUUAUUGAUCCCACAAUGCUGGAAAUGCUAUCCAGCCAGCCGGUGACAGUGAAAGCUGGUGAGGCAGCCACCAUCAGGAUCCCCUUCAAGGGCAAACCUGCCCCAAAGGUGACAUGGUAUAGGGAUGGUUUGGAGCUGGUGGAGGACAGCCGGACGGUCAUCGAACGCAAUGGAGCCUCCAGCACUCUGAUACUCAGUAAAUGUGUUAGAGAAGAUAGUGGCACUGUCACGCUUAAACUUAAAAAUGACUGUGGCUCAGCUACCGCCAGCGUGCAGCUCAGUGUAAUUGACCGUCCUAAACCCCCUCAGGGUAAAGUGGAUUUUACAGAGUGUAGCGGCAAGUGCAUAACCAUGAAGUGGAAAGCACCACGAGAUAAUGGGGGGCAGAAGGUGACCAGCUAUGUUAUAGAGAGGCGCAUAGCUGGAAAAAAGUCCUGGAAUAAGGUUGGGGAGGUGGACGGAGACACCACCAGCUUCUGUAAUGACAAGGUUGAGGAGGGGAAGGCAUAUGAAUACCGCAUCCGAGCACUCAACCCCCAGGGUUUGAGUGAUCCUUUAGAAACUGAGCAGGUCUAUGCUGGAGAGCCUGUUGAGCCUCCUGGUAUGGCUCCUCAACCUCAGAUUGCUGAUGUGACUAAAGAUGAGGUCACAGUGAUGUGGGUUCCUCCAGUGCAAGAUGGUGGCGCUCCUGUUCUGGGAUACAUAUUGGAGAGGAGAAAAAAAGGAAGUAGCAUGUGGGUGUCUGUCUGUAAGGAACUAAUCCAAGACACAAAGUGUGCAGUAGGUGGUCUAGUAGAAGACAUAGAGUAUGAGUUCAGAGUGACUGCUGUUAACAGAGCUGGAGAGGGAAUUCCCAGUGCAGCAUCAAACUCAGUACUGGCCAAAGACCCCACACGUGCCCCUGGCCUUGUUAGAAACCUUCACGUAAUAGACUCCUCCAACACCUCCAUCUCACUGGCUUGGUGUCCCCCCGAGAUGGGAGACGAUCCCUCUGGCUACAUCCUAGAGGUUCGUUCUGAACAUGCAAAGGAAUGGACCAAGUGCAGUAAAAUUCCCAUCACCAGCACCUCAUACACUGUUGGCUGCCUGCAAGAGAAGAUGAAGUACUUUUUCCGUAUCAGAGCUGUUAAUGAGGGUGGCAUUGGAGAACCGAUAGAACUAGAACAAGGAGUUCUGGCUGUGCCACCACCAGAAGUGCCAAAAUUUGAUCUCCAGGCCAAAGUGAAGAAUGAGGUGGUGGUGCGUGCUGGAUGUGCAUUAAGUAUUCCCAUUUCCUUCAGUGGCUCCCCUUCCCCAAAAGUGACCUGGCUUAAAGAUGGCAUUGUGACCAAUGGUCGAGAGGUCAUCACUAAGGGGAAAACCUAUUCGCAGUUUCUGAUCAGCUCUUGCCAGCGUUCCGACUCUGGAACCUACCGCAUCAACCUCCGCAAUGACUGUGGGGAGGUCCACUAUGACAUCACUGUCCAUGUCACUGAUGUCCCUCGUCCUCCUAAGAACCUGCGUCUGGUGGAGGAGGUCCAGGGCACCGUGACGCUGCAGUGGGAUCACACCCCUGACCUGGCUGAUGAUGAACACACCCAUUACAUCAUCCUCAAGAGAGACACCAGCACGCCCACCUGGUUCACAGCUGCCGAGCGCAUCUUCAGCAGCAAAUACACAGUCACUGGUCUCUUUCCAGGACGCAAGUACUACUUCCGGGUCAUCGCUCGCAAUCACAUUGGAGAAAGUGACCCUCUGGACACAAAGGAGCCUUUUACAAUUGAGAAGGAGCAUGAAUGCUUCACCUUGUGUAUGAAGCCAUUCCCACGUGCACAGCAUGAGGUCAAGCCUGCCUUCAUUUUGCCCCUAAAGGAUCAUUCUGUGCACCGUGGAAAUGACUGCACCAUGAGCUGUGCCUUCAUUGGCUCGCCCAUGCCACAUGUGUCCUGGUACAAGGGAGACAAGGCUAUCUCAGACAGUCCUCGCUACUGGCAGAGUAGCACUGAUGGGGUCUGCACCCUCACUAUCCCCAUCUGCACAGUUCAAGACAGUGGAGAGUACAUCCUGGUAGUGGAAAAUAAGCUGGGGAAGGCCGAAUGCAAGUGCAGCUUGGUUGUUUUUGAUAAAGAUGAUAAUAGAAUGCUGGAACGCCUGGCUCAGGAUUCUGGAAAAGAAAAACACAUUAGUUAAGCAGGGUACAAAGCCAAUGAACUUAUCUGCAAUUCUCAAAAAGCAUCAUUAAUUAUCACAAGGAGUUUCUUCCAAAAAGAAUCUUAGCUGAAAUUUUAAUUAGCAGACAAAAUUUGUGUAAAAUGCUAUGAAAUUCUAUUAAACAGUUCAUCAGAUCUGAAUAUCUUAUCUAUCAUACUGAGAAUAAAAUACAUCAAACAGACAAGAUACAAGAUACAGUGGCCUUGUAGUUCGAGACAUAAUCAGACAGAAUCAGUUAUCACUAAUUUGCACCACAGAGGUUUUAAAUGUGUGAAACUGUUGUGUUUGGAACGUGGAAAGGCUGUGAGACAGGCUGCAGUUUCAUUUUAAUAGCACGAGCAACCAUGGCUUUGAACAUAAUAAAAUCUCUGACACCAGGACAAAUUAUAGUGCUGAUGUUGAACACAUUCAAACUAAAUUUGUGAUUCUAAGCAAUAUCUUUCUCCCUGAUUAAUCAUCCUUCUAAAUGCAAAAUGGUUUAAGCUGUAUUAUCUUCAGAAUAGGCCCUAUACAGUGUGUAUUCAGAUGUAUGUCUUGUUACUACAGAUAAAUAAAAUCUACAUUAUGUCAGCAAAUGCAGUAUGCAUUUCAUGGUGUUGAUUUUUCCAGAACAAUAGUAACCUGUGUUACAGAUCACUGACUGCAAAAUACUGUUUUGGAAUUGACCUUCCUGCACGCACUGGGCAGGACAGCAUAACCAGUUAAUCAUGUAACAGUUCCAUCAGGAGUGUAAGAGGGAAAACCCACAUGAUCAGCAUUAAUAAACAACUAUCAAGGGUUCAAGAUAUUCAUGUGGAUAGUGGGUGAGCUCACUUUUGAAACCCUGAGGGAAAGUUAGUGAAUAUUCCCUCAGGCCUAACUCACUCCCGCCUCAUUUAGAAAGCUGUGGGCAUGUUUGUACUUGCAUUACAGAAGCUUGAAAAAACAUGUAUUAGGUGUCAACAGGACUAUAUAUAUUUCAGCAAAGAUCAAAUGAUUUGACACAAAUACAGAUUCACAGAUUCUGUAGAGCGAGGAAGCAGUGUUUAUUGUAACCAGAGAUGAGCACAUUUUCAGAUGUGUAUUUAAAACAAUACUAUGUAAUGGUCAUAAGAGGGCAGCACCUUCUGUUUUCAUGAGCAGCAGAGACAGUGUGUUGUGUUGACUGACUCAUUUCCAUCCAGUGUUCCUUAAUGUUCAUAAAUUUAAUAUUAGCAAUAUCCUAAAUCAUCAUACUGUUCACUAGCUAGCCACCUUGGAGACAGGAAAAGUUAUGUCAUUUCUAUCUGAUUACUUUUAUGUUUUCUGUAUAUUAACAGUAUGUAGUAGUUUACCCUAAAAGACAAAUGACUAAAGUCUGAAAACCAUAAACAAUAAAAUUAGAAGAAUUAGGAAAGAAAAACACUCAAUAUCUCAGUAUGCCAGGUUAUAGUCAGGCUGUUUUAACAACUCAAUCAAUCAAAUAUUUCUUCUGAAUGAUGACUUUCAAAGGUCAGUUUCUCAUUGGCUCCACUCUCCUUUGUCAGCAAGUUGCUAACAAACAUAUUCAUUACCCUCCAUACAGUCACUUUAGUGUUACAGUGUGUUACAACCUGGAACUGAAAGGUGGGGGGAAAAAUCAAUACAGUUCUGGUGCAACUAGUUGCCAUCAGAAGUCUGUGUGUCAUGUGAUCUCAAUAUAAAUACACCCGUUCCUGGAAGGCUCCAGAGUUUGUUAGAGAACACACCUAAACUAAAACAGCAUGUGGACCAAGAAGCUAUCAAAACAAGUCCGGGACAGGAAGUUCUGGGAAAGUAUCAAUCAGGGUUGAUACAACCUACAGAGCACCAUUAAAUCUUUUAUUAAAAAUGGAAAGAAUAUGUCACUUUUCCUAGAGGAAGUCGUCCACCAUAAGUUAAUGACUGGGGAAGGGGGCAUUAUUCAGAGAAGCCACCGAAAGUCCAAGGGUGACUCUUAACAUGAUGAAGAAAAGAAAGAUUUGAAAGGAAAUGUUUAUUCUUUCAUGUUGUACUAACCUCCUGAUUUGGAAUCUCACAAAAGUCUAUUUUAACUAUACAAAAUAACUCUACAAAACGUUGAAGGGGGCAAAUACUUAUUCCAGGCACUGUACAUUUAAUGUAUUUUUGCCUAGACCUGAUUGUAAUUCCUUUAUAUGACCACAAGAAGGCUUGUAAGGUAAAUUGUUACAUAUUCGAGCCGUGCAGCUGGCUGUGGCAUCGUGUCAGGCUUUUCUCUCAAAAUUCAGCUCACUAGCAGCCUGACCUGGUGCAGUGUCCCACUCCACAGUGGUUUCUUUUAGAGUCCCGAUUCUACACAGGAAAUCCCACUCUCUUGGCCAGAGACAUAGGCCUAUUUCUCUUUUAUUGACAAAAGAAAACCUCUUGUUUGCUGUGUCCUUUCCUUAUUCUCUCUAAAAGAAUUAGACUAAAACUAAAAAGAAGUGAAAGCAUUAGUAAGCAGAGGAAGUAUCACUAAGUCGUUACAGCCUACACAUAAGUGUAGCCCUUUAGCUGUCCUAGGAACUGAUGUGUUUAAAAUUGGAGAACAAUUUCAGACUUUACAUUAUUCAUUCGGAGCCAUAAAUGGGAUUGUGGAAGUCUUGGUCACAUCUCUGUUGUUCAAGGGCAAACACAGAUACACACACACACAUUUCUGUCAUAUUUUUGUCAGUUUGAGAUAUUUGAUAUUCACCCCAGUGGCCUUUUAUGUGUACAGAUAGGAUGACAUGUUGAUUGAGUGGUGUCAGGCUGUGAAGGUUACUUGGAUAAUAACAUGCUCAACUUUCACUGUGUAAACCAUAGGCUCCAAGUGUUUACCCUUGAGGUCUACCUAACACUGAGUUAUCACUGUGGUUUUUUUUUUAUUUUUAUUUUUUUUUUCUUUGACGAACCUACAAAAAAAGGUAAGAAUGUAAUCAAAUGACACGUACAACAGAUAUGCAUUGCAUUGUAAGUGCAUUUAUUUAUUCUAUAGAUUGAAUCACAUUCAUAGCAAUUUCACUACAGGAAAUGAGCAAUAUGGUCAUUUACUACAGAACAGUAAAUACAAGAAAUAAACAAAA